UUCUAGAAAUAUUGCUCAAAUGCUUCAAGCAAAAGGUGAAACUAUACAUCGCAUAGCUGUUGCUCCUACUGAUGAUGAAUCAACAUUGAAAGAAGUAGAAGUAGAAGAAGAAACAAAAACAUUACCAUUGAGUGAUGGUAAAAUAACUACAUCAUAA
This is a messenger RNA of Adineta steineri, 157 nucleotides long. NCBI's taxonomy places the organism in Eukaryota, Metazoa, Rotifera, Eurotatoria, Adinetida, Adinetidae. The record is from the annotation of a GenBank genome assembly.